Messenger RNA from Pochonia chlamydosporia 170, 2355 nucleotides. Its product is annotated as C6 transcription factor. The transcript has 8 exons. The record is from RefSeq and is a predicted model, not a curated record. Gene Ontology annotation, molecular function: zinc ion binding; DNA-binding transcription factor activity, RNA polymerase II-specific; DNA binding. Bases 1 to 2355 code for a protein of 784 amino acids. NCBI's taxonomy places the organism in Eukaryota, Fungi, Ascomycota, Sordariomycetes, Hypocreales, Clavicipitaceae. Gene Ontology annotation, biological process: DNA-templated transcription; regulation of DNA-templated transcription. Gene Ontology annotation, cellular component: nucleus.
AUGACCGAGCUUGAUCCAGUCGAUCUAGAAGGCGACGAGUCGUUCGUCCUGAAUGGACGGAACGAUGCGGUUAUUCAGGAAGAAACACCAGCAUGUCAGUCGUGCCGGAAAAAAAAGUCAAAGUGUUCCCGGAAUCAACCAUGCUCACAAUGCAUCAAGUCAGGCGUGGACUGUGUCUAUGAAGACAGGAGAUUAAAGGGUGGCAUCAAGACGGGGGUAAUUGAACGAUUGAACCAGAGAAUUGAUAUGAUUGAGAACAUGUUCCUUGGCCAGGGCAUUCUACUUCAGCAACUAUUACAGGUCAAGGAUUCCUCCGCAGCUGUAUUACCUCGACCUAUGGACCGAGCAUCGGAUUCUUUCCCAGCCUAUACUGACAAACUGAAACGAAGCUUCUGUUCUCUGGCGAGUAAUGCCGCAACUGGGGAUGGUGUUGAGGAGCAGGGAACAGCCGAGCAGCGACCAAAUCCAGCAGGGACAAAACGAAAGCGAGUAUCGCACGAUAAUUUUGUACCUGCGAGAAAGUCCCAGGGACCUGCUGGAGGAGGCGUGGUUGACAUGUGCGAGCUCAUUCCCCCGUCAAAAGAUCUGGAACUCAUUCUGGACAAGUACUUCAAGUACAUUCACCCCUGGGUGCCGGUGUUGCAUCCCGCAACAUUUCUCAGGCGUGUACGGGACCCUAACAGGCCCACUGGAGUUUCUAUAGUCGUACAGGCUAUUGUUGCCGUUGCAUCGCAUCAUCUGCAUUGCGAUGGAGAAGCGGAGUCGCAAGACCAGAGGCAGGAAAUGAACCAAUAUGCUUCAGAUUGUCGGCAAAAUGUGAUAACGUCAGCGAUCGAGAGCAACUCUAAAGAGUCUAUUCAGGCGCUUCUCUUGGUAGCCUUUGAUUCUAUCAAACGGGGCUUGAGCGUGUCGCCGUGGUCACUUGUCGCAAUAAUAAGUCGCAAAAUUGAUGAUUUAAAACUUUUUUCGGAGGAGCAAGUUCACAACGAAGCCUUUUCUGAUUACUUUUUGAGGCUUCCACCGACCUUGGAGGCGGCCAAUGCUUGGAUCGAAGUAGAAGAGCGGAGAAGAGUGUUUUGGGCAGCCUUCCUUAUGGACCGGUUCUGCAGCAUCACCACAGGCACAAAUUCGAGUAUAUCGAGCAGAAGCAUCCGGCGAAGAUUACCUUGUGACGGGUACAUGUGGGAGCUGGAUCAGUGUGUCGAGACCUCAUUCUUCAAGACACACGAACAGCCUCCAAACGAGACAGAAACCCAGGAACCAGAGUCUCCGUUCCCUCCUGCAUAUUCGAAUUCAGAAGCGCCCAGUGGUAUUGGCGGCUUAGCGUACACGAUAGAGGCAACCGAGUCUCUCUUUCUGGUUACGAAGUUUCACGCCCGACACACCUUUGAACUGGACAAUUCGUCACAGCUGUCAAGCUGGCUCAACAAAUUUCGACAACUGGACUCCAGGCUACUACAGUGGGAGUUGUGCCUCACUCAUCGUUGGCGAGACGUACGCGUCGUCAACGGCUAUAUCGAUCCAAACUUGGCUCUUGCGCAUAUGACACACAAUGCAGCAAUAAUUGUGCUGCAUAAGAGACUGGCUCACCCACCGCCUUCAUCCCGCGCUUGGCUGUCGGCCCUUGUUUCAGCUGCAUCUAGAGAGGCUUGCGUGAUGGCAGCAAUAAAGAUCGAUAAGAUUGCGAAACGAUAUCUAGAUGCUAGCGAUGGAAUUCCACCUCAUCAAUUUGUAUUCUGUCUAUAUGUUGCUGGUCAACUAUUUCUAAGCCAAGCAUCUCACCAAUCCAUACCACCAGCUGAGGAACUGAGCUCCAUCAUCACAGCACUCAAUGAAAUUUCUCGACGUUUAAGUAUUGGAAAUGAGAUGCAGCAGGAGGAAUCGCAGAGUGAAACCCCGGCUGCAAAAUUCGCACGCUCUUUGGUCGAGGUUCGGGACAGCAACCGGAAGCAGCCUGUCGCCGAGACCCCUUCAGCCAGACCCCAGAUACAGGCUGGCAACUUCUCGGACCUCCAAUUUAUGCCGCAAUUUGGCGAAAUGCCUACUAUGCUGCAGCACUGUGCGACGUCGCCUUCUAGCGGCAUUAGUUGGCUUGGGGCGGCUGGGUUGGAGGGAGACUCGCCAAACUUUCUAGGUGACAGCCUGGUGGGAGUGUCACAUUCGUUGCUACCCAACGCUAGGAUCAUGAACACGGUGGCGAGGCACCAAAGUCAAACUCAAGUGGCAAAUGCUCAGAGUCCAAAUGAGUUCGACUUUAUGGCAGAGUUGCGGAAGCUCGAAUCCCGGGCAAGAGAACACGAUCGUAAGCUCAUCGAAGGAGGAGCACAGCAACAAAGGAAAGCACAGGGCUCAUAA